AUGUACCUUGAUUUAUGUCAUGCAUGCUAUCUGCACGCAUCAGCAUGAAUCCGGUUUGUAACAUGUGCAACUGGUGCAUGACCUGUUGGGUUUCUGUUGAUUAUGUACAGGCAAUAUUACUGCGAUUCCGAGCACCUGCCGGGCAGUGCAGGAGAAGCUAUGGACGGACCUUGACAACACUUCGCGCAAAUUCUCUCCAAGUGGGAUGCGAAUUGAGGGCUGGGAAUCCAUCCCACCUGCCGAGUAUGCGCUGUUGCAGGUCCUUGCCAACCAGCCGGUGGUAGCGCUGUUGCAUGCUAGUCAAGACUGGUUCUCCUAUUGGGGCCAGGGCCAGGUGUACAACGGCAACUGCUCUUCAGACCCUUCCAAGUCCACCCACGCGGUAGUGAUUGUCGGGUACACACCUGAAACGUUCAUAAUCAGGAACUCGUGGGGCUCCGACUGGGGUGAUGGUGGCUACAUGCACAUGGUCCGUCAGGGCAACUCGUCGCUUGCUGGGCGCCUGAAUAAGUGCGGGAUCCUGAACGCACUGACAUACCCCACACUCAAGCCAGUGCCGCCGGAGAAGCGUGGCGAAUUGCUCCGUCGGGGCUGGUGUACAGCCGAGGAGCAAGUCAAGGCCGGCGGUUCUACAGCUCAGCAGCUCGCAGACAUCCAUGACGUCACCGUCAAUGAGCUGAUCCAUGUCAACACCCACUUUCCGGCGGACCCGGAUGCCCCAAUCGAGGCCAACACACGCUACUUCAUCCCGCCCUGCUCCGUCAACCCGCCGCGCCCUCCUGUUCCGGACCCCGCGUGUGGCACACGCAUCGUGCUGCAGCUGCAAAAUGACGGCGCGCGCACGCGCAUACAGCUCGGGCAGCCCACAAACCCGCCGCCAGUGUCAGAUCCUGCUGCAGCUUCUGCUCUGCCAUUCACAUCGCCAGCAUCGGCACGCUGUGGCGGCACCGGCACAGAGGAGCGUUUCUCGGCCACGUGCCCGCCGGGUGCAUACGUAACUGGCUUCCGUGGCCGGGCCUGGGCGGGGCAGCCGGAGCUCGAAAGCUGUGUGCUGGCAGCUCUGACUAGCCAGCAGAGCAACCCGGAGAGCAGCAUUCUGUACAGCCAGCUUGUCAACCUGCGGGACCGCAUUGUACGCACCAUUCUCGAUCAGGCGGCUGCGACGGCUGACCCCGCCUGGAAUGGGCUAUUCACGGUGCGCAGCGUCAUUAAGUAGUUGUGAUGUUACUUCCUUGCGUGCUCUAUUUGCUUGGCUAAAUAUGGUACGUAGGUGCUUGCCACGUACGUGCGCGCGCGGUAGGUGAACAUAUGUACAGCUGGACACAACUACGGUACAUAAGAAAGUUGGCCGCCUUCACUCAACUUUCCUCGCUCGCUACCCUUUGAUUGCUGCUGCUUGCUGCAGUCGGUGGAUCUGGUGUGCAGUGACGGCAGCGUGCAGCCCACCGGCCGCAGCACCGGCGCUGACUACGAUUUGAGGAAUGGGGACGGCUUGGACUGGCAGGAGCAGGAUUGCCUGGGCGGAUUUGAUUUGGCAAGGUCACAAGUGCGACGGACACCUUACACACGCCUGCAGCUCUACCUGAGGUAGGUGUGGUAUGAGGCAUUCCUCUGCUAUGUAUGCGUACCGAGCGAGCACGUGCGUGUGUAUGUUCCGGCUAGAGAGAUGGGGCAUGCGAGCAUGUGAUAGACAUACACCGGCA
Chlamydomonas reinhardtii is the source of this 1703-nucleotide messenger RNA. RefSeq lists its product as uncharacterized. NCBI's taxonomy places the organism in Eukaryota, Viridiplantae, Chlorophyta, Chlorophyceae, Chlamydomonadales, Chlamydomonadaceae. Gene Ontology annotation, molecular function: cysteine-type endopeptidase activity. Bases 206 to 1216 code for a protein of 336 amino acids. Gene Ontology annotation, cellular component: lysosome. The transcript is spliced from 6 exons. The record is from RefSeq and is a predicted model, not a curated record.